Messenger RNA from Eurypyga helias (sunbittern), 1176 nucleotides. Its product is annotated as pituitary homeobox 3. Gene Ontology annotation, biological process: anatomical structure morphogenesis; regulation of transcription by RNA polymerase II. Lineage: Eukaryota; Metazoa; Chordata; Aves; Eurypygiformes; Eurypygidae. Gene Ontology annotation, cellular component: nucleus. Bases 1 to 879 code for a protein of 292 amino acids. The record is from RefSeq and is a predicted model, not a curated record. The transcript is spliced from 3 exons. Gene Ontology annotation, molecular function: DNA-binding transcription factor activity, RNA polymerase II-specific; RNA polymerase II cis-regulatory region sequence-specific DNA binding.
AUGGAUUUCAACCUGCUGGCAGAUGCAGAGGCUCGCAGCCCAACCUUGUCUCUCUCGGACUCCGGGACCCCUCAACACGAGCACAGCUGCAAAGGCCAGGACCACAGUGACACCGAGAAGUCCCAGCAAAACCAGACGGACGACUCCAACCCUGAAGACGGCUCGCUCAAGAAGAAGCAGCGGAGGCAGAGGACGCAUUUCACCAGCCAGCAGCUCCAGGAGCUGGAAGCCACUUUCCAGAGGAACCGUUACCCAGACAUGAGCACCAGGGAGGAGAUUGCAGUUUGGACCAACCUGACGGAGGCACGAGUCCGGGUCUGGUUCAAAAACCGCAGAGCUAAAUGGAGGAAACGGGAGAGGAACCAACAGGCUGAACUGUGCAAGAACAGUUUCGGAGCCCAGUUCAACGGACUGAUGCAGCCUUACGAUGACAUGUAUUCCAGCUAUUCCUACAACAACUGGGCCACCAAGGGGCUCGCCACCAGCCCGCUCUCAGCCAAGAGCUUCCCAUUCUUCAACUCCAUGAACGUCAGCCCUCUCUCCUCCCAGCCCAUGUUCUCCCCACCCAGCUCCAUCGCCUCUAUGACCAUGCCUUCAUCCAUGGUCCCUUCUGCGGUGACCGCAGUACCGGCCUCCAGCCUCAACAACCUGGGAAACAUCAACAACCUGAAUAGCCCAAGCCUCAACUCUGCUGUCUCAUCCAGUGCCUGUCCUUACGCCUCAACAGCCAGCCCCUACAUGUACAGGGACACAUGCAACUCCAGCCUGGCUAGCCUGCGGCUGAAGGCCAAGCAGCACGCUAACUUCACCUACCCGACGGUGCAGACGGCGGCUUCCAAUCUGAGCCCUUGCCAAUACGCCGUGGACAGGCCCGUAUGAAGGGCUGCCAUCCGCCAACCAGGGACUUGACCUUAGCCUGACAAAAGGAGACCUUUAGCCCUACAACAGCGUACGUCCUGCAGAGAAUGAGAGUGAACACGAAAGCAAGAGAGUGAGAGAAAGAGCGAGCACGUGAGCGGCGAGCAGGCAGAUGGACCUCCAUGAAGAUUUGUCUAUCGUAUGGUGAUUUUUGACUGUCUCUUUUCCCAAACCCCUUCCUCUCUUGCCCACCAAACCUCCUCCCUUGUGGUAAAGAAACCAAAACAGUCUACUGGAAGCUCCAUGGGGAAAUAGUAG